Dromiciops gliroides (monito del monte) is the source of this 2354-nucleotide messenger RNA. RefSeq names its product zinc finger protein 32-like. Lineage: Eukaryota; Metazoa; Chordata; Mammalia; Microbiotheria; Microbiotheriidae. The record is from RefSeq and is a predicted model, not a curated record. The coding region runs from base 926 to 1483 and encodes 185 amino acids. The transcript is spliced from 3 exons. Gene Ontology annotation, molecular function: DNA-binding transcription factor activity, RNA polymerase II-specific; RNA polymerase II cis-regulatory region sequence-specific DNA binding. Gene Ontology annotation, biological process: regulation of transcription by RNA polymerase II.
GCUGGGAGGGUUACCAUGGAGACGUCGAAAACGAGCGCGAGCCGCCUCGAUCCCAUUCAAGGUUCAGCUCCAGCCUCCUCGGAGCUCGCAGGUGUUCCUCCACGUAAAGGCACGGCGGAGGGAAGAGGAAAGAGGCGGGACUCACCUUCGGGCAGAGCAACGAACACGAACACGCGAGGAACUAGAGCGAUAUAGAAGAGACCCAAAGCGCUCCAGGGCACGGCUCAGAACGCGCAGAAUCUUUCCCAGAGGCCUCCACGGCGGCCCUCCAGAACGCGCCUGCUCAGCAAGCACUGGCCCUGGCCCUGCUCCCGGGGGUCUCUGGGUAGUGUAGUCCACUUCUCCACUGGGCUAGAUCGGAAGGUGCAUGGGGCCAUAGGCCGCACCCCCAUGAUUGGGUCCAUAGAGUUGGAAACAGAGCGCCUCGCGAUGACGGAGCUCCGGGCUGGCGCCGCCCGGAGGAGCCUGGGAAAUAUAGUUUGGGUUGAGGAGGAGGGUGGAAGGAAGGAGAUGCGCGCGCAGCCCCUUCCCGGCGACCAGAAGAGUGUCUGUCUCUCCGUCCGGCGGUUGCUCGGAGCUAGAGGUGGGGAAACUGAGGCACGGAGAGGACAAAACUCUUGGCCAGGGUCUUUCAGCUGGGUCCUUUGUGAGGCAUUUUCGGUCUAGAGGCAGUGGUAUGAGGAUACGGUGAGGUGACUCUUGUGUCUUGUGUGCUGGCCAGACGGAGUCCGAGGAGACGGAGUCCGAGGAGACGGAGUCCGAGGCGACGGAGGCCCAGGCGACGGAGGCCCGGGCCACGGAGGCCCGGGUGACCGAGGCCGGGGCCACGGAGGCCGGGGCGACGACGGAGGCUGCUCAGCGUAAGCCUCCGCAGGCGCCGGCCUCCUCCUCGGAGCCGGUGGCGGAGGUGUCGCCAGCAUCCCUGAUGCAGAUGCAGAUGCACUGCCAAUGCCACAUGUGCAUCAGCGCCUUCCAGGCGCAGAUGAGCCUCAGCGUCCACUUUAAGGAGCGCUACGCCCCCAAGAUCUAUGAAUGUGCCGAGUGUCAGAAGACCUUCAAGCAGAAGGGGAGCCUGACGGUCCAUGAGCGCAUGCACACGGGCGAGAAGCCCUACGUGUGUCUGGACUGUGGCAAGUGCUUCCGCAACGGAGGCAACCUCACGGUGCAUCGGCGGGUGCACACGGGCGAGCAGCCCUACAAGUGCGACGCGUGCGGCACGGGCUUCAGUCAGAAGGGCAGCCUCGUGGUUCACCUUCGAAUCCACACGGGACAAAAACCCUACGAGUGUCCGCAGUGUGGGAAGAGGUUCAGCACCCGCGGGAACCUGGUGAAGCACCUCAGAGUCCACACAGGAGACAGACCCUAUAAGUGCAGCCAGUGCGAGAAAAGCUUCACGCAGAGGGGCAGCCUGACUGUGCACAUGCGCAGCUGCUCCAAGGCCCCCCUCUUGGCCUUCUGCGCCCCCGACAGCUGUUUCCCUUGAUUUCCUUUGUUUCCCUUUCCGUUUUCCUCUCCAUAGCCAUGGCCACCACACACGAUGCCCACAUGCGCAGCCUGCUUUCUAUUGCUUUGUGUCUCUUCACAUGCUCCCAGUGAGGCCACAGUUCUUGUUUUAUUUGAUGCCCAUCGCCCUGUUUGCUUUGCUCUGCUUUGAGGUGUCUUUUUAGGCUGGAAAUCAGCUUUCAAUUUUUUUCUUGCUGAGGAAACUUCAAUAGAGCAGCCCACAUUCUGAGCAAUGAUUCUUGUAUCUUGAGUGCAAAGAUGUCCCGCUUGUGAUGUGUCAGACAUGGGAUACAUUUGGCUGAUUCUGCUGUUAGCCGGGUUGAAUUUUCACUACACUUACAAAGUAACAAGUUCCCUCUUUCAGUCCAAUGUAGGCCUUUGUUGAAUACAUCAUUAGUAUUUGAAUUACAUCCAAGAUACUGCCAGUACAGUAAUGGACACGUUUUCUUUGCCAGAAUGCAGUUAGCGUGCACAAGAGUUUUUUUAAUUUUUUGUAUAUACCUUUUACAGUUUAUUUGCUGAAAUUAAAGAAUUCACAUGGGAUUGUCCUGCCAGGAAUAUGUUCAAAGAUGACUGUGGAGCUACCAAACCAGAUGCAUCAACAAAUGAUUCCAGCCACCAUGGCUCCCAGGCUGAGCUGUCUUCAGUUGGGACUUGUCAUAAUGACACUGUCUUUAAGUCAUCUGUAUAAAUUAGGGGGGCACCCGGCCCUAUCCAACCUUCAAUAUUUGUAAUUCCAAAAGAAUUUUGGAACUCCUGGUGGCUUAAUACAAAAUCCUGAUGUCACAAAAUGUUUGUUGCCUGAAUCAACAUGACAAUAAAGUGCCUAAUUUGUAGGUAUUCAAACCAUG